This is a messenger RNA of Prorocentrum cordatum, 1934 nucleotides long. NCBI's taxonomy places the organism in Eukaryota, Dinophyceae, Prorocentrales, Prorocentraceae. The record is from the annotation of a GenBank genome assembly.
GAGGAGGGCGUGGAGAGCGAGAGGCCCACGGCCAGGAGGAGGAGGAGAGGCGAGAGCGUCUCGUCCGACGAGGUGCUGGACGAGGAGCACUCCCCUGGCAGCCCGGGCCGAGCGCGCGACAUGUGGAGGCUUGCUGCCGAGGUGCCGCCUGCGGUCCGCGACCCGCGCUGCGAGGUGAAGCACUUCGCCUGGCGCUUCGACGCCGAGCCCGGGGUGCCCGACGGCCGGCUGCGGGCGCGCGCCGCCCCGUUUUGCCGGGCAUUGCGGCGCGACCACAUGCGGACGCGGCUGGUGUCUCCUUACUCGGCGGCGAGCGAGGACCGAUGUUUCGAGGUGCUGGGCCGCCGCACCUUCAGCAGCGGGGGCGCGGGCGCCAGGACGCAGCUCGGGGCGUACCUGGAGAGGUGCGGUGCCACCUGGGGCGACGCGGCAGAGGUCCACAGCGUGGUGCCCAGCCCCUGCGGCCGCGAGUUCGUCUGGCGCGUGGACCUCGCGCCGGAGCGCCUGAGACUCCUGCGGCCCGGCGAGCCGCUGGAGUCGCCCCGACCCCUGGGGGUGGCCAGGCGCGGUUCCAGCUGUUCCCCAAGGGCGACGCCGAGGGCGCCGCCGGGGGCGGCAAGUGCUCGCUGUGGCUGUGGAGCGACGCCCUGGAGCCCGCGCCCUUCUCCCUGCGCGUGGGCGGCACGCGGCGGGCCUCCGGGGCCUCCGACUUCUGUGCCCUGGAGGCGGAGCUGUCGGACGGCGUGCUGGAGGUUGGCCUGCGCCUGGAGGAGGCGCCCGGGGGCCCCCUGGCGGAGGCGAGGCCCGCGGCGACGGUGGGGCAGAGCCUGCAGCUGACUGGCCUGCAGCUGGCGGAGUGGCGGCUGCACAGGACGAUCGGCGACAUGCUCAAAGCCGGCAUGCCGGUGAGCAGCCCGCCCUUCCGCUUCCACCACGUGCUGCUAGGCGACAUGUAUCUCGAGCUUCGGCCCGGGGGUCACCCGGAGCUCUGCGGGCUGCACUUCCGCUGCCCCGUGCCGACCAUGAAGCUCCAGGUGGGGCUCUCCGUGGGCACCUGCUUCUCGAAGAGCUUCGUGGCCGAGGACCCCGGGCGCAGCACGCCGGAGCAGGACGUGGCGGCGGACAGGUGGCUGCAGGUCAAUCUCGACGUGCCGGGCGCGCUGGACGACGCCGGGGCACUGGUCGUGCGCUGUGCACUAGAGGAGGUGGUGGAGCUGCCAGCGGCGCUGCGGGACAUGAUCCCGAAGUUGGACGAGCGCGCGAACUGGCCCAAGAGUCUCCCCGAGACCGCCCUCUGCGCGGCGCGCCGCGCGAUUUUGGGGGACGCGGCGGCCGCCGGCGGCAGGGUCCCAAAAGAGGUGCACUGCACGCCGCCCCCGGGCAUCACGCGCCCGCUGCCGCGGGCCCACCGGCAUUGCCGCUGCAGCCGCGGCCCAGCCUGCCGGUCGUGCCCGCCCGACGCCGACGGCGACCGCUGGCCGUUCGCGGGCAGCGGCAUCUCCAGGGAGGCCGCGGCCGUCGUGGACAGGAGCAUGAACGUCUCCAAGUCCCUUCUCGGCAUGGCCCUGCCGAAGGAGGAGCUGGAGGACACUCAGGGAAGGCGCAGAAGCAGCCAGUUCAACGUCUACGCCAACGGGGAGAGCGUCGAGGGCGGCGUUGCCGAGCGCAUCACGGCGAAGCUUCUCCGUGCAGACGCAGCCGUCAAGGCGAGAUGCUUCAAGGUCAACGUCGUUGAUGUCGAGGAGCCCAGCAGCAGCAGCAGCGAGGCCGACUCCCAGGACAGCGACGACCCGCCGCCCCGCCUCGGCAGCCAGGCCAUCUCCGGGAUGACGGUCAACAGGCUGCGGUCGCUGGACGCGUGCCUGAUGUCUCCGCGGCCGUCCCCGAUGUGCACCAUGAGCAGCAUGAUGCAGCGCACGACCACGGCGCCGUGA